Mucor mucedo is the source of this 1278-nucleotide messenger RNA. RefSeq lists its product as uncharacterized. The transcript is spliced from 4 exons. Lineage: Eukaryota; Fungi; Mucoromycota; Mucoromycetes; Mucorales; Mucoraceae. The coding region runs from base 388 to 1278 and encodes 296 amino acids. The record is from RefSeq and is a predicted model, not a curated record.
AGGGUUUCUUGAGGUCAAUAGAAAAAAAAAUUAUCAGCAGUAGAAAAAAAAACCAACAGUAGAAUUAUUGUAAACCAGAGGGUUAACACAGAAAUAAAUAUCUCAAGAGUCAGAAACGCAAACAUUUCCUGAGAGCUUUUCCAAAUCCAUGAGUUAGAAACAACAACGUUUCUCAAAUGCUACUUUGUUUAGAAUUGGUGUAAAGAGUCUUGGCAUUUUGGCUUUGGUGCUUUCUUAAUGAUAUAAUUACUCUGCUCAUCCUUACACUUUUUAUAAAAUUAACCUAUUUAUUAUUACUUACAAUGUACAACACAAUCAGAUUUUACCAGUAUCUAUCCUCUGGCGAAUUCGCUUGUGAUAAAGGACCUGAUUACCAGUCAAAACAAGAUGGAGCAGCUAUUAAGUCGCUGUACCAGAUGGAAGGUAUUCCAGAUUAUGAGUCUUCGUCCGAGGAUGAAGAUGAUGGUUAUAAUACAGCAGUGGCUAUGGAAAAAAAUUGAAUUAGAAGCAACGCCUCUACCUAAUAUGAUUUGGACACCAACUAAGUAUAAACCAAAAGAUGUUGCUCAAUUUAUUUCUCUGUUGCAAAACAAAAAUUUAAAGGUUUCUAAAGCUGCGAAGGAAGAAAUACUUCAAUUAACCAAGGCUACUGAUUUGCCCACAAAAAAACCACCUGAUGUCUUUUCAUCCUUGCAAAAUAAGAUAAAUGGUUGCGAACCAAGUACAAGAUUACUAAGAAAAACAAUCAAGUUGUACAUCGCAGAAACGAUCGAUAUUUUCGAUCCGAUCAUUCAUGUGGAUUUAAGUUUUACUGAAGUCAUGUGUACCCAUCUUCCACGCAACACAUUACUUCAAAAGCAAUUAGAAAGAAAUGCAAGCUUUUUGGCUACUAUACCCGUCUUGCACAACCUAUUUGUAUCAAGAAAUGGCAUACUCGAUAUGCAAUGGGUCGAGAAAACUGCAAGUGUCACAGGCAAUACAAAGUGGGAUGGCGUUGUAUUCGUAAUAGAAAAUAAGACGGUGACCCCUAUGUUUGUGGAGCUUUCUGGGGGAACUGAUUUUAACAGCACUGAUAAAAAAGAAACCAAUGAUGAAAAGAAGCUCAUUGAACAACCCGUAGUAUAUUUUGAAUCAUCAACUUACUUUGAUGACUAUUAUGUCAAAAGAACUCAUUUUACUGUUUCUUGUCCCUCGACAUGCUCCAAAUUAAUUGACUUUGUUGCUAAGAUACCUCAGAUGUUUGAAUAUCGCCAAGGAAUUCUUAAUUUGAUAAAAUAA